Molecule: messenger RNA, 1623 nt
Organism: Aspergillus saccharolyticus JOP 1030-1
Lineage: Eukaryota; Fungi; Ascomycota; Eurotiomycetes; Eurotiales; Aspergillaceae
Product: Zn(II)2Cys6 transcription factor
Exons: 1
Coding region: 1-1623 (540 amino acids)
Biological process (GO): response to xenobiotic stimulus; DNA-templated transcription; regulation of DNA-templated transcription
Molecular function (GO): DNA-binding transcription factor activity, RNA polymerase II-specific; DNA binding; zinc ion binding
Source: RefSeq, a predicted model, not a curated record
AUGUCCCUCACUCUAACCCCUCAACGCUCCAAGAAAGCGUGCAGCUCAUGCCGACAACGAAAACGAAAGUGCGAUGGAGAGCAUCCCUGCUCGUACUGCCUUCGUAAUGAGCAUAACUGCGAGUAUGAAAGUAGUAGAAAGAAGGCAAAAUUGCAAAACUCGGAGAGGUCGGAUUCCCACAACGACGCUUCAACCUUCAAUGAUACCACAGAGGUCAACUUACAGCUGCGCCUGCUAGAGGCGGGGUCCCCUGCUGUGUUUGUCAGGCAAUUAGGAUUGAAAAUUAAUCCUACUCAAGCCCCUCGUCUCAACUGCUACGCUUGGAAUCUUGGCCUCAGGAUAGAGACCGCCUGUCUUCAGUCAUCAUGCUUAACUGAGAUUUUGACCGUAACGCAAAUGCGUAUGAUGGCUACAGAAUUCUUCCUUCAUGUGGCUCCGGUCUACAAUUUUCUGGAUCGCGAAUAUGUCGAAAGUGCCAUCAUGAAACGAUGGCAAAUUCAGUCUAUAAGUGACAGUCUCGACUCGAUGUUAGGCGGAAUCGCGGCGCUUGCGUGCCUUUUUGGUGGACGAUCAACUGCUCUUGAGCUCCAAAUAGUCCAAACUACCCGUAGCGCUCUGGAAUAUUCAAGCUCCCUGCCUUGUCCAGAUCUCGACCAUGUCAUUGGAUGGCUAUUACGUGUCAUCUAUCUUCGAGCCACUAGCUCUCCCCAUGCUACUUGGAUGGCGAGCUGUACUCUCAUGCAUAUGAUAGAGACGAUAAAGCUUCACCUUGAACCUUCAGAGAAUUCGAUCCUGGCACAAAGCCCAAGCUUGUGUGCGCCCGACCUCCGAAGACGUAUUUACUGGGUAGCACAGCUCUUCAACAUAUGGGUGUCGUCAGAUUAUGGAAAAUCUCGAGUUGAAUUGCAUGGUGCGUCGUCAGAGCUACCCGGGCAAACUUGGACAAAGGAACAACAAAACCUAUGCUACUUGUCAUAUUCACUUGCACAAAAAGAUAAUCUUGAACCGCGCAAGGUUGAAGAGAAUAUUGCAGAGCUUGGCGCGCUUCAAGUCACUCAGCCUAUGCUGCGGCUUCUACAAUGCAAUAUUGGUUUGUGUUUUUUUCGACGAGCACGAGCUCUUGGUCAAAACCUUUCAGAUCAAAGUCUACGGUCUAUCUUGGGCAUGGCUGAGAAUAGCCUACAAGUGGUGAAAGACCUUUCCGAGUCUCUAUGUCCCUGGUGGCAUAUUAUUAACAUCCCGUUUCAGAUUGUAUGCGUUCUUCUUGUCAUCAACGACGACUCAGCUUUCUGUCUCUUAGCUGAAGCCCUUGACACUCUGAAAAUCAUCGUAAGCCAGUACAAGACGGAAAUGGUUCGGGAGUCUUACUAUAUCGCUUGUUUUUUGGUCUCUCAAGAACGUCAAAGACGUCUCAAGAAGCUUGAGCUUAUGGCAAAUGCUCUGAAUGGGCAUCAAGCCCUAUUUCCGACGAGGACUACAUUUGAUGCAUUAAAAGACACUGCUCAUAGUCUGGAUGAGCCGGGCACUCCGGAGGCUACUUACCUUGAUAACCUGGACUUGAACAUUCCGUUGUUGGCUGACUAUUUCUUGUUGGACAGCCUAUUUUAUGAACCUGCAACUUGA